AAAGGCUGCCAUUUGUCCACGACAGUUACGUAUGAACCUUUGAUUAAGCCGACAACUUAUGGCUUCUAAAGUAUCCACGAUCACCUCUUUAUGUCCGUCAGAUAUGAAACUGAUCCAACGGUUAUUAUUCCAUAGAGGUGCUUCUCUUUCUCUCCUCUCCUUGUUUAACAGUCAUGUCCCGCUAUUUCUUUUCUGAAUAAAAUACGAAACUGUACUUUCCCAUAAUUUAGUGUUUUUUCAAGUGUAGAGAAAAAUGCAAGAGCAAGCGACGAGUUCUAUUGCCGCUAGUUCACUACCAUCAAGUAGUGAGAGAUCAUCUAGUUCAGCUUUACAUCUUGAACUCAAAGAAGGUAUGGAGAGUGAUGAUGAGAUCAGAAGAGUGCCGGAGAUGGGCGGAGAAGCGACGGGGACAACGUCAGCUUCUGGCAGGGAUGGAGCAUCGGCCGCCGGUCAAGCUCAACCAUCAGCUGGGACUCAAAGGAAGAGAGGAAGAAGCCCAGCUGAUAAAGAAAACAAAAGGUUAAAAAGGUUGUUGAGAAAUAGAGUAUCAGCACAACAAGCAAGGGAGAGGAAGAAAGCAUAUUUGAUAGAUCUGGAAGCAAGGGUGAAGGAAUUGGAAACAAAGAAUGCAGAACUUGAAGAGAGAUUGUCUACUUUGCAAAAUGAGAACCAAAUGCUUAGACAUGUUCAUGUCUUUUGUAAGUUGAAAGUGCGCCAUGUCCGGUCUAAUUACUAUUCGAAUACUUCUUCCACUUACCUCUAUUUCUCCUGAAUCCAUUCAUAGCCAAACUCUCACACCCCGCAUUUAUACAUUCGUGAAUCUUCUCUUCACAUAUCUGAAUCUCUUCCCGCAUCUUAUUCUCUUUCGAAACCACACUCAACUUGUUUCAAUUGUCCUGAUUUUAUUCUAUAUCUCCUAGUAUAUGUGUCCACACAUCCAUCACAAUAUCUUCAUUUCCACAACUUUCAUCUUUUGAACGUGAGAGUGCUCGACUACAUGUACUUGCAAAGGCGUAUUCAGGAUUUCGGCAAAAUGGAUGCACAAAUUACGAAUAAAAUGCAUUUUAAAUAUAAAUUUGAUCAAUUUGACUUUAAAGUUUCUAAUAUAAAACCAUUGAACUUUUAAAAUUGUAGGUGCAAAAUAUAUAAUACUACUAGUUUAAAUUUUAAUGCACACAUUUGAUUUAAUUAUAUAUAAAAAAUAUUUUUUAGGAAUUUUUAAUGUAAUACUCUUCAAAAUUUUUGAAAAAAUUAAGGAAAAAAAACAAAAGAGAAAUUAGUUAAAACGCUAAAAGUAUAUAACCAAUAACUACUUGUAGAGGUGCUACUUGAAAAGACAAGAUAGAUAUAUAAGAUUUUAAUUUCUAUCCUCACAGAGGUGCACCCAAUCAUCUUCAUCAUAUUAUUAUCAUAUUAUUAUACGAUAGUUUAACUGUGGGUUCACACAUCUAUAUUUAAAUAUUUUUCUUAAAAUAUAACACUAUUAUAUUUGAUCUAGAGAGGGGAGCAUGGGUUCAUGUGAACCCAUGACACCCCCUCUAGAUAUGACCUUGUAUACUCGACCCAUACAACAUAGUUGGUCUAACCGUCACUAUGUCGAAUUUCUCUUUAUGUUUUGGUGGAACCUUCUUAUCACUAGCAACUCCAGAUGCAAGUAUCUAUGUCAUACACGUUGCACCAAUACAGUGAGUGACAUCCUCGUCAAUCACCCCAUUUUCUUGGAUAACGGACCAAUAUACUUGAAUAGAGUAUAGCACCCAAAGGUGUGGUCUACUGGUCAAUGAAGUAGUUGAGAGCCAUGAGAUCUCAAGUUCAAAUUCAAUAGAGGAAAAGAGCUACUAGGUGAUUCUUUCUGUAUGUUCUAGCCUUGGUGAAUAUAGUUACCUGGUACUGGAUGCUGGUGGGAGGUGAUGGUAGGUAUCUCGGGUAAUUAGUUAAGGUGCGGGAAAGCAGCCUUAAAAAUAAAUUAGAUGAAUGGGGGAUUAUCCAGAAACAGUUUAUAAGCUCAGUCAUUUCUUUGGUUUAGCUCACUCUUAUAUCGGGCUUUCGUUACGUCCCAUCAAUUAUUUUAUCAAACAUUGAAGACGAGGAGACAAACUAUGAAUUAUCAACAAUAUGCUGUGACUUAAGCCUCCUGAAGUUACAUUAGUAUUAUGUAAUUAAUGUGCAGUAGAAAUGUACUACCGUAUGAACAUAGAUCAAAGCAUGGAAGCUUUCUCACCUUCUAUAUUCUCCAAUAUGCAUUAUACUGCCCAUCAUAUGUGUACAGAGCAUUUAAGCUGAACAUAUAAUGUAUGAAUAAAGUGUUCUUGUAUAUUCCAUAGUAUAUCUUGUAGCGAGAGAUGUAAAGAAUUGCGCAAUCAUCCAUGAUAUAUGAUGUCAGCUUUCUACUCUUAGUUAUUACCUUGUAGUAAAUCUAAGAACUACGCUCAUGUUAAUUGGGAAGUGUAGAGAUUACUUGGGUAAAACUCUCAAGGCUUGUCUGCAUGAACAUGUAA
Solanum pennellii is the source of this 2498-nucleotide messenger RNA. Its product is annotated as transcription factor HY5. The record is from RefSeq and is a predicted model, not a curated record. Lineage: Eukaryota; Viridiplantae; Streptophyta; Magnoliopsida; Solanales; Solanaceae. Gene Ontology annotation, molecular function: DNA-binding transcription factor activity, RNA polymerase II-specific. Gene Ontology annotation, cellular component: nucleus. The transcript is spliced from 4 exons. Gene Ontology annotation, biological process: response to red light; red or far-red light signaling pathway; response to far red light. The coding region runs from base 254 to 772 and encodes 172 amino acids.